Molecule: messenger RNA, 417 nt
Organism: Penicillium expansum
Lineage: Eukaryota; Fungi; Ascomycota; Eurotiomycetes; Eurotiales; Aspergillaceae
Exons: 1
Coding region: 1-417 (138 amino acids)
Source: RefSeq, a predicted model, not a curated record
AUGUCUCUUACCCGACCCAACCACCUAACCUACGAGCAGCACUUCGAGCGAGAAUGCGAGAUCUUCCAGGAAGCUCUCCUAAGGGAGGCACGCUCCCUUCAUCUUAUGGAAGACCGCCGCCCAGAGACCAUUCAAAUCAUGUGUGAUCUGAUUGUCCAGUUGGGUAUCCUCGCGCAGCUUGCUGAGACUAUGUCUAGAAAAUCCCCGAUGUGUCCAACUGUCCUGAUUAGUCCUCCGGGCUAUUUCCUUGGUGAAUUCCAGGACUUUUGCCACGCGAAGAUUCUACCUGGUCUUGUUAGGUCAUUGAACUGCCUCAGGGAGUCGAUUACUAUCUAUCGUGAUAUCAACUACACAGUCGCUGCUCAAUUGGAAGCGGCUCAUGAGGAUAUGGCUUUUGUUUUGGAUAGUCGCGAAUAG